AGCCCACGUCAUUCAUGCGCAGGCGCAGACGUAUCUCUCCUGAGAGCUGAGGUGGACUUCUUCCCUUUCUGAAGUGUGAAAGCAGUAGUACAGUCCGGCAGCUGGACCUCAGAAACUAGUGAACCUCGCUGACCACCUUACAGACUCACAAUGAUCCGGAUAGUCGCUUUCCUCGCUCUGCUCGUGGCCGCCUGCUCGGGGGAGAGCUGCACAGACCCAGCGAUCACUCCGUCGGCCUACACCACGUCGGACGCCGUCAUCUCCUCUGAGUCUGUUUUCAUCGUUGAACUCAGCCUAGCCUGCGCUAACGGGGCACAGAGUGUGACUCUGUAUGCUGAUGUCAAUGGAAGACAGUUCCCUGUGACCAGAGGCCAGGAUGUUGGAAAGUACCAGGUAUCCUGGAGUCUUCCUCACAAACAGGCCAGCUCUGGAACAUAUCAGGUCAAGUUCUUUGAUGAGGAGUCCUACAGUGCCCUGCGCAAGGCCCAGAGAAACAAUGAAGACGUUAAUGCUAUUGAGCCUCUCUUCUCUGUCAACAUUGAUCAUAGGGGUGCAUGGAACGGCCCAUGGGUGUCCACUGAAGUGGUCGCUGCCCUCAUUGGAAUCCUGUUCUACUACAUGGCCUUCAGUGCAAAGAGCACCAUCCAGGCAUAAAAGAUUCACAGUCACAUUUUCACCACUGGAUCAUUAAAGACUGAAUUCUGGUGGCACUCAACCAGCGAGCCGUAAUCCACUGAUUUGACACGACUCGCUUUGGAUGGAGGAGCAGGAGCUGCAGUCUUUUUAUUUUCCUUUUUAUUCAGACUGUUUGGGAUCACUCUUCCUUUGACAGAUGAAUUUCUACAUGGGUUGGGCUCGUCAGUAUGGAUGGAGUUUUGUAAUUUUUUUAAAAUAAACAAUAAACCUGGACAACUUAAGAACAAACUAAAUUAAAUCAUGUGUUCAGCCAGACUUGGUCCCUUUGUGUGGACACUGGUCUGAGUGGAACUUGUACAGAUGUGCAGAACACAAACAGAGCAAGAUCAUGACCUCAAUGUAAAUGAAAUGUCAAUAAUGUGACUACACAGGCUGGCCUGAACAGGCCUGGCGUGUUUGUCUCUUCCAGUAAAUUGAAUAAAUGGCUUGUUUUUCCCCUCCAGA
This is a messenger RNA of Notolabrus celidotus (New Zealand spotty), 1140 nucleotides long. RefSeq names its product signal sequence receptor, delta (gene ssr4). Gene Ontology annotation, cellular component: endomembrane system; endoplasmic reticulum; membrane. The transcript is spliced from 6 exons. The record is from RefSeq and is a predicted model, not a curated record. Bases 151 to 654 code for a protein of 167 amino acids. NCBI's taxonomy places the organism in Eukaryota, Metazoa, Chordata, Actinopteri, Labriformes, Labridae.